AUGAGUUUCGACUAUAAACAAACCGAUUUUGAGAUCGAGAAUUUGGGAAAUAAACAAGAAAGAUCAUGGAUGUGUUGGGGCAAAACUCGGUUUUUGAUAUUGCUCAUCGGAUUGGUUUGUAUCACAUGCACAAAUGCCAACAUGAUUCUGAUGAAUUUCACUGUCAUUUGCAUGAAUGACGUCAUCAGUGAGCAAAAAACUUAUACGAACGGAACACACUGGUUAGAAAAAUCAUCCGAUAUUUCACUGACGUUUUCUGCAGCAGCAGUUGGAGCAAUAUUCGGAACGAUUCCAGCAGUUACAUUCAUUGCAAAAUAUGGAAUACGAAGAGUUCUGACUGUGUACGGUAUACUAUCUGCUGUCGGCACAAUUCUGAUGCCAUUGGCAGUGAAUUAUGGGUUGAUUACAGUGCUUAUUGCUAGAUUGUUUCAAGGAAUUGGUGCAUCCGUUUUAUAUUCUUCGAUCGGUACAAUUUCUGAAUCAUGGAGUCCGAUUACAGAGAUUGGAACUUUUGUGGCGUUUCUUUCAUCUGCUUUUCAGAUUUCAAAUAUUGUAACCAUGCCAACAGCUGGAUUUCUUUGUGAAUCAGCUCUCGGAUGGCGGUCGAUUUAUUACAUUUUUGGAUGGAUUACUGUAGUUUUCUAUCUCGUUUUCUUUUGGUAUUACAACGAUGCUCCGGAUAAGCAUAAAAACGUAAGCUCAAAUGAGCUGAAGAAGAUUCGCGACGGGAAGAUAAUCACAUCUUCGACAUCGAAAACUGUACAAAAUGUCAAAUUUAUUCAAGUUUUCACGAAUUGGGAAGUUUUUGAAAUCACUUUGGCGAUAAUUGGAGGAAGUACCUCAGUCAUUUGUCUCAAUAACUAUGGACCUAUUUAUCUAAAUAAAGUUCUUGGUUUGAAUAUUCGUGAAACUGGAUAUUCAAAUGCAAUUCCUUAUUUCUUCGCAGCAAUUGUAAAGUUCGCUGCAGGACCAAUAACAGAUAAACUUGCUCAUAUAUCUGAAAGAAUUCGAUUAAUUAUUUUCGCAUUGGUUCCUCAAAUAACAAUGGCCAUUGGAUUUCUGAUAAUGUCGUUUACAACUCAUGUGAUCAUUGCUCAGGUUGCAUAUACAUUUUCUGUAGUUUUGGCAGGUUUGAAUGUAAUCGGAAUGGUUAAAUGUGCUCAAAUUGUUGCCGAAAAGCAUUUGACACUAAUAAUGGCAGUAAUAUCAAUGAGUUCUUGGGUAUCCGCAUUCAUACUUCCAAUCGUCAUCGGCGUGAUUUGUCCGACGAAUUCUCACUCCGAGUGGUCCCGUUUCUAUUUAUUUGUUGCUAUUUUUGUAAUUUUGACGAAUCUCCCAUUUCCGUUUCUGGCCAGAGUCAGCGGAAGGAAACGAGUAUCUCCUGAAACGAAAUUUUGA
Caenorhabditis remanei is the source of this 1398-nucleotide messenger RNA. RefSeq lists its product as uncharacterized. NCBI's taxonomy places the organism in Eukaryota, Metazoa, Nematoda, Chromadorea, Rhabditida, Rhabditidae. The record is from RefSeq and is a predicted model, not a curated record. The transcript is spliced from 12 exons. Gene Ontology annotation, biological process: transmembrane transport. Gene Ontology annotation, molecular function: transmembrane transporter activity. Bases 1 to 1398 code for a protein of 465 amino acids.